Molecule: messenger RNA, 1302 nt
Organism: Dromiciops gliroides (monito del monte)
Lineage: Eukaryota; Metazoa; Chordata; Mammalia; Microbiotheria; Microbiotheriidae
Product: carbohydrate sulfotransferase 4-like
Exons: 2
Coding region: 157-1302 (381 amino acids)
Biological process (GO): carbohydrate metabolic process; protein sulfation; N-acetylglucosamine metabolic process
Cellular component (GO): Golgi membrane
Molecular function (GO): N-acetylglucosamine 6-O-sulfotransferase activity
Source: RefSeq, a predicted model, not a curated record
GAAAAGAGGCUCGCUUAGGAAGUUAUGCAAAAUGUAGCGGGAGACUAGAGGCUGGAGGAGAGGAGAUCCUGAGGCAACGGAAGAGAGCUGCCAGGACUGCCAAGCAGGGGAAGGAGUCAAAUUGGGGGAGACGGCUGCCUACUUGCUUCCUACACAAUGUUCUGGGUAAACAAAACAAGGCUGUUAGUCCUCCUGGUGCUCCCACUUGUAGCGUUCCUCUGUUUUCAGCAGUUGUACAGCUCCAGUCAUCACCCUCAUCUAGCACCGAAGCCGGCCCACAUGCAUGUGCUGGUCCUGUCCUCCUGGCGCUCGGGCUCCUCCUUUGUGGGCCAGCUCUUCAGCCAGCACCCUGACGUCUUCUACCUGAUGGAGCCAGCCUGGCACGUGUGGACAACUCUCUCCUCUGCCAAUGCUGGACAGUUACAGAUGGCUGUGCGUGACCUGGUGCGCUCUGUCUUCCUUUGUGACAUGACUGUCUUUGAUGCCUACAUGGCCCAGGGUCCAAGGAAACAGUCCAGAAUCUUCCAGUGGGAGACUAGUCGGGCACUGUGUUCCCCACCUGCAUGCCAGUUCUUUAAUAGAGAGUCCAUCAUCCCUCAGACUGACUGCAAGAUCCUAUGUGGCAAGCAGCCCUUCACUGUGGUAGAAGAAGCCUGUAAGUCCUAUAGUCAUGUAGUGCUCAAGGAGGUGCGCUUCUUCAAUCUGAAGACCCUCCACCCACUGCUGACUGACCCCUCCCUCAACCUGCACAUCAUUCACCUUGUACGUGACCCCCGGGCUGUGUUCCGCUCCCGCCAACACACAGAACAGGAGUUGAUGGAGGACAGCCAUAUUGUCCUGGGGAACCAAUGGGAUAGAAUAACGAGAGAGGACCAGCCCUAUCACUUGAUGAAAACUAUCUGCCAAAGCCAAGAAGAGAUCUAUAAGGCAGCACAGGUGCUACCAGACUCCCUACGAGAACGCUACCGGCUAAUACGUUAUGAAGACUUGGUAAAGGACCCACUGACCCAAACUUCCAACCUCUAUGAAUUUGCAGGGUUACCCUUCCUGCCUCAGCUCCAAACCUGGGUGCAUAACAUCACACAGGGCAAGGGCAUGGGAGGACAUGCCUUCCAAACAAAUUCCAGGAAUGCCCAAGAUGUGGCCCAGGCCUGGCGUCGGUCCUUGCCACAUGACAAGGUAAUCAGAAUACAGAAAGUUUGUAAAGAUACCAUGAAGCUGCUGGGCUACCUUCCUGUAUUGUCUGAGAAAGAGCAGAGAAAUUUGUCACUGGAUCUUCUGUCUACUCUUGAGAUCCCCUAA